AUGUGAGGAACCUUUUUCGGAAUUCCAAAGUUUACAACGAAGAUCUAGAAUUACUCUGCAAUAUAUUAUAUCCUGUUUCAUUUUGAAGCAUGGCAUCAGGUGGAAGACCAGAAAGACAAGCUCCUCCUGAAAUAUUUUACAAUGAGGAUGAAGCAAAGAAAUAUUCUUCAAAUACACGUAUGAUAGAAAUACAGAGCCAGUUGUCAGAGAGAGCCUUGGAGAUACUGCAGCUUCCCGAUGAGCCCUGUUUUAUUCUAGACAUUGGGUGUGGGUCAGGUUUGAGUGGUGAGACAGUAACAGAACAAGGUCAUUAUUGGGUCGGCAUUGACAUCAGUUCUCACAUGCUAGGUGUCGCUGUCGACCGGGAGGUAGAGGGGGACCUGAUAGAGGGAGACAUGGGGUAUGGAAUCCCCUUUAGACCUGGAACUUUUGAUGGUGUCAUCAGUAUAUCAGCUUUACAGUGGUUGUGUAAUGCUGACAAAAAAUACCAUCAUCCACCAAAAAGAUUACUCAAAUUUUUCACUACACUGUAUGCUGCAGUAACUAGAGGUGGUAAAGCAGUAUUUCAACUUUAUCCUGAAAACAGUUCUCAGCUGGAACUGAUCACACAACAGGCCAUGAAGGCUGGCUGGACAGGAGGGUUGGUGGUAGACUACCCCAACAGCACCAAGGCAAAAAAGAUGUUCCUGUGUCUGUUUGCUGGGGGCCAGCCUCAACAGUUACCCAAAGGACUGGGAGAGGGAAACUCAGUGUCCAGUCAUGCCUCAUUCACAGACAAAAGGGAGAGACUGAAGAACAUGAGAGGGAAAAACCCCAAGACCAACAGAGACUGGAUUCUGUCAAAGAAAGAGAGAAGACGCAGACAGGGAAAGGAAGUACGUGGAGAUUCAAAGUACACAGGAAGAAAGAGAAAAGAUCGGUUUUAGCAGUUAUGAGUUUAUAUUUUAAUGACUUAAGAAAGAUCCUUCUACUGUUUAAAAUGCUUUUACUUACACCAGUUCAAUAGAAAAGAAAGGAAACAUUUCUAAGUGAUGAAGGAAAAAAAGAAACUGUGAAGUGCAUGUACCUGUAUGUGCUUUUUUGUUAAGUUUUCAAAAUAAAAUCAAUAAUUUAUUUAA
This is a messenger RNA of Saccostrea cuccullata (small rock oyster), 1118 nucleotides long. Its product is annotated as probable 18S rRNA (guanine-N(7))-methyltransferase. Lineage: Eukaryota; Metazoa; Mollusca; Bivalvia; Ostreida; Ostreidae. The record is from RefSeq and is a predicted model, not a curated record. Gene Ontology annotation, biological process: rRNA (guanine-N7)-methylation. The transcript is spliced from 11 exons. Bases 90 to 926 code for a protein of 278 amino acids. Gene Ontology annotation, cellular component: nucleolus. Gene Ontology annotation, molecular function: rRNA (guanine) methyltransferase activity.